Messenger RNA from Acaulospora colombiana, 336 nucleotides. Lineage: Eukaryota; Fungi; Glomeromycota; Glomeromycetes; Diversisporales; Acaulosporaceae. The record is from the annotation of a GenBank genome assembly.
AUGUCUUUUGGUCGACCACCGGACAACGUCUCAUUCGCACCUUCGCCCCCUGAACGAGGAAGCUUCCCCCUAGAUCAUGAUGGAGAAUGUAAACAUCUGAUGCAAGAAUACCUCCAAUGUCUCAAAAAGAAUUUUGGGAAUAAUGGAAACUGCAGGAAUCUAUCGAAAGCUUAUUUGAAAUGUAGGAUGGAAAAAUCCAUCUAUCUGAUGGUAACUGUUAUCAAAUAUAGGGGCCUGAUGGCUCAAGAUGAAAUGAGGAAUCUAGGAUUUCAGGACGAUGAUAAUGAGAAUGACUCCUCGAGGAAUAUAAUGAAAAAUUCCGACGAAGAACAUUAG